AUGGAUAGCUGUCCUCUCUACUCGUAUUACUCAUUGUCUCAACACAACACCCAAGUACCAAGUCCCAACCACUCGCAUCCUCGGCAAAGUGAACCGGAAGCGCGGAUGGAGGCAGCCGCCGGCGCGGCGGGCUCGCUCCUCGGCAAGCUGCUCACGAAGCUGUCCGACGACCUGGUGGCCGCGUAUGUCGACAGCCUCGAGCUCGGCCACAACUCCGACCAGAUCCAAACCAAGCUGCUUCACACACAAGGGCUGCUGCAACUCGCCGAGGGGAGGGACGCGAGCAACAUCCCUGCCCUGCCGGCCUUGUUGGAGAAGCUGAGCAAGAAGGCCGACGAGGCGGAGGACGUGCUGGAUGAGCUCCACUACUUCAAGAUCCAGGACCAGCUCGACGGCACCGACUAUGCCGCCGCGGAUCUCGGCGAUGGCCUCCGCGGCCAUGCUCGCCAUGGUCGCCAUGCUGCUCGCCACACCAUCGGUAACUGGUUCCCAUGCUUUUCUUGCUCGCGUGCGCAAGAUGCUGAUUCUGCUCCUACUGCUGCUGUCAAUAGCCCACACCACUAUACAGCCAACUCUGCUACUCCUAGUGCUGAUAAUGGUGACGAUGUCGAUAAGUUACAUUUCGACAGAGUCGCCAUGUCCAGCAAAAUCAAGUCAGUGAUAAAUGACAUACACUCCCUAUGUGAUCCCGUCUCUGAUUUGCUCAGUAAAAUUCCAAGCAGCAGCACAGCCGUCACCCUAAAACGGCCUCCCAUAGGGUCCACAAUUAUACAAGAUACACUGCACGGGAGGCAAGACAUUUUUGAGAAAAUUGUCAGUGAUAUCACAAGUGGCACACAUCACGGUCAAACUGUUUCUGUUCUUCCUAUAGUUGGCCCAGGGGGUAUUGGAAAGACAACUUUCACCCAACACCUGUAUAAUGAUGGUAGGACUGAAGAGCACUUUGCUGUUAUGGUUUGGGUGUGUGUAUCAACUGAUUUUGAUGUGUUGAAGCUCACCAACCAGAUACUUAACUGCAUACCUGCAACUGAAAAUGAAGCUGCAAUCGAAAUAACCAAUCUAGACAGACUUCAAAAAUCCAUUGCGCAGAGACUGAAGUCCAAAAGGUUCUUAAUUGUCUUGGAUGAUAUAUGGAAAUGCGAUAGUGAGGAUGAGUGGAAAACCUUGUUAGCUCCAUUCACAAAAGGGGAGGCCAAAGGCAGCAUGGUACUUGUCACAACUCGAUUCCCAAAACUAGCAAGAAUGAUGAAAACAGUUGAUCCAGUAGAACUGCAAGGCUUGGAGUCUAAUGACUUCUUCACAUUCUUUGAAGCAUGUAUAUUUGGUGAACAUAAGCCUAGGGAUUAUGAAGAUGAGUUAGCUUGUAUUGCAAGAGAAAUUGCAAGCAAGUUAAAGGGCUCCCCAUUAGCAGCCAAAACAGUUGGUCGACUAUUGAAGAAAAAUCUUUCCCGGGAACAUUGGAAUGGAGUUCUUCACAAUCAUGAGUGGCGAAACCAGAAAAAUGAUAAUGAUAUUAUACCAUCUUUGAAAAUUAGCUACGACCACCUCCCUUUCGAUCUGAAAAAAUGCUUCUCAUAUUUUUCCCUUUAUCCUGAAGAUUAUAAGUUUAGCACUUCAGGAAUUAAUCGUUUUUGGAUUGCAAUAGGCAUCAUAGGCUCUAGCCAGCCAAGCGAUAAGAAUUACAUGGAAGGUCUAGUGGAAAAUGGUUUUCUCAUGAAGGGGGUUUCUAAAUAUCCUCCUUUUCGUAAAUACUAUGUAAUGCAUGAUUUAAUGCAUGAGCUAUCCCGGAGUGUCUCUGCACAAGAAUGCCUCAAUAUAAGUGAUUUAGAUUUUAGAGCCGAGGCCAUCCCACAAUCUAUUCGGCACUUAUCCAUCACCAUACAGAAUAGAUAUGAUGAAAAUUUUAGGGAAGAAAUGGGUAAACUAAAGGGGAGGAUAGACAUUGUAAAUCUACGGACACUGAUGAUUUUUAGACAAUAUGAAGAAUCAAUUGCUGAGAUCUUAAAAGAUACGUUUAAGGAAACAAAUGGCCUGCGCAUCCUAUUAAUAGCGGUGAAGUCCCUUGAAUCUCUGCCACAAAGCUUUUCAAAACUUAUCCACCUCCAGUACCUCCAAAUUGGAUCACCCUAUGGUAGAGAAAUAACUUUACCUAGCACACUAUCCAGAUUUUAUCACUUGAAAUUCUUGGACCUAAGUAGUUGGUAUGGUAGUUCUAACUUGCCUAAAGACAUUAGCCGCCUUGUGAAUUUACAUGAUUUUCUCGCUAAGAAAGAACUCCACUCCAAUGUUCCCGAGGUUGGAAAGAUGAAGUAUCUACAUGGGCUAAAAGAAUUCCAUGUUAAGAAAGAAAGUGUUGGAUUUGAUUUAAGAGAGUUGGGGAAAUUGAGAGAGCUUGGGGGAACACUCUGUAUAAAUAAUCUUGAAAAUGUGGCAACCAAGGAAGAAGCUACUGGCGCCAAAUUGGUGUUGAAAAGGGAUUUGAAAGAGUUGACAUUAGUUUGGGGCAGAGCGCAACCGACUGAUAUAGAUGCUGAUAUUCUUGAUGCUCUUCAACCACACUCUAACCUUAGAACACUUCGCAUUAUGAACCAAGGUGGUACCGCUUGUCCUAGUUGGUUGUGUCCUGAGAUAUUGGUGAACAAUUUAAAGACUCUCCAUUUACACGGUUUGUCUUGGGGAACUCUUCCACCUUUUGGGCAGCUGCCAUAUCUCAGGGAACUCAGCUUGAAGAGCAUUUCUGGAGUGCUUCAGAUUGGUCCGGACUAUGGUGGCUUUACAGGCACAUGUUUUAUGCAGUUGAAGAAAUUUUUGUUUGAGGACCUGUCGGAUCUUGUCCAAUGGGUUGUGGAACCUAAUUGCCAUAUGUUUCCUAUUCUUGAAAGCAUCGAUUGCAGAAAUUGUCCCAAUCUAUGUGUGAUGCCCUUCUCGGAGUGUUCUUGUACCAGUUUGUCCAGGCUUUACAUUGAUAGUUGCCCCAAGUUGUGUCUGCCCCCCAUGCCUCACACUUCCACACUGACCGAUUUGGCUGUACAAAAAGGUCCAACAUGGCGGGAAAGAAUGUUGUCUUACAAUGGAAAAGAAUUGGUUGUUAGCAAGUAUGCCGGUGCUUUGGCCUUCCACAAUCUGGGUGAAGUAGAGGAUAUGAGUGUUGGAGAUGUAUCACACAUUUCGUGGACAAACAUCGAAAAGCUUAAAUCCUUGAGAAAACUAGCUGUCGGAAAAUGCGACAGCAUGUUCUGCGGAGAACUGGAUGGCGGUGUUGUCUUCCAUAACAUGGAUAAAGUUGAGAGUCUCAGAGUAGGUGUAUCUCAUCUUACUGGGAAAUUGCUGUCAAAAGUGUUCAGUAGUUGCCCAACUCUUGCUGAAUUGGAGAUACGGUCUCCCAUUCCACCUGAAGAUGAGGAGGAACGAGUAAUACAGUUCCCAUCAUCCAGCUCACUGAGGACACUUAGCUUCUCCUUCUCGAAUGGCCUGAUUCUUGUGCCUGCAGAGGGUGGAGGAGGAAUCCAGGACAUCGCGUCGCUCCAAUCAUUAGCAGUGUAUGACUGCCACAAGUUGUUGUCUCGGUGGGCCAUGGGAGAAUCAGGAGUAGCUCCGAUGACCAACCCUUUCCCCUCUUCCCUCAGUCAACUUCAUAUUUCGGGAGAGUCAAGCAUGCGGUCAAUGGCUCUGCUCUCAAACCUCACGUCUCUCACUUAUCUAGGUCUAAUAGACUGUGCGAAUUUAACAGUGGAUGGGUUCAAUCCUCUCAUCACAGUCAACCUCAAAAGAUUGGAGGUCUGGAACAGUGGCGGCAACUCUCUAGCAGAGGGUCUGCUCUCAGAGGUGGCAAGGAACAAAUUAAUGCACGCGGGUUCCUUCCAGUUGGAGAGACUGAACGUGGAUAGCAUCUUGGCAGUGCUUGUUGCUCCCAUUUGCACCCAUCUCUCCGCCACCCUCCAUGAACUGAGCUUCUUCAAUGAUAAGCGGCCAAAAGGCUUCACGGAAGAGCAAGAGAAUGCGUUUCAGCUCCUCACCUCCCUCGAGAAACUAGGAUUUUAUGGCUGCAAGGUUCUGCAGUCCCUCCCUCAAGGAUUACAUCGCCUUUCUUCUCUCAAACAAUUAGAAGUCAACAGUUGUCCUGAGCUCCGAUGGCUGCCAGAGCAGGGCUUCCCCACUUCGCUGCAAGCUCUACAUCUAUGGUUUGGCAGUGCAGAGCAAAAAGAGCUAGCUGAGAAAUUGAAAGAAACAUACCCAGAUUUACAAGUACAUUAUUAUCAUUAG
Messenger RNA from Triticum turgidum subsp. durum (durum wheat), 4263 nucleotides. Lineage: Eukaryota; Viridiplantae; Streptophyta; Magnoliopsida; Poales; Poaceae. The record is from the annotation of a GenBank genome assembly.